Molecule: messenger RNA, 331 nt
Organism: Anopheles arabiensis
Lineage: Eukaryota; Metazoa; Arthropoda; Insecta; Diptera; Culicidae
Exons: 1
Coding region: 24-221 (65 amino acids)
Biological process (GO): mitochondrial respiratory chain complex I assembly
Cellular component (GO): mitochondrion
Source: RefSeq, a predicted model, not a curated record
CUUUUGCCGUACCGUGCUUCGCAAUGGAAUCAGUGAAACGGGCCAACCAGCGGCUUCGCAGUUAUCCACUGUUAAUGGCCAAGUGCUCAGUUGCCGCCGCCGCGUACGCUACAUGCGUGACAACCGAUCUUAAUGUAGCGCAUCGUUCAUGCGAUAAAGAAUUUAACAACUUCAAAGAGUGCAUGAGGAAAGCCGCUAUCGAAAUGAAAACAAAGUUGUAGAAAGUUGACUUGUGUGAACGAAGCUAACAAACGUAGAAAUCCCUUUAGAUAACGAAUGCCGCAAACACUAACCUAGGGUAUAGUUUCAUAAACACACCACAAACUGUGAA